UUCAUUCCUUCUACCAAGUAUUGGACUAUUCCCGAUGCAUGUUGUGAUUUAUUUAUUUGAUGAACUUCGCUCAUCAAAAGGAGGUCAAUUACCGAAGAACGGGUUUGGUCUCCUGUGUGGCGGCGUGCUUCUCAACGACCGAUACGUGCUGACUUCCUGCGACUGUGUCACUCCGUACAUCGCCACUGACCUAGCGGCUCUUCUGGGAUUCGUUGUGGAGGGUGCAAUAUAUACGGUUCGCAUAACGCAGAUUAUCUCGCAUCCCGACUUUAACCCAACGACGAAGGAGAACGACAUUGCGCUUCUCAAGAUGGAACGAGUCCUGUCUCUGCCAGUGGCGGUGAACUUCAUCGCCCCCAUCUGCCUUCCGCACAGAUCCAAAUACACAGAUGAAAAAGCCACUGUCGUUGGCUAUGGAUUCAUCAAUGAACAAGGAGAAAGCAAUGGCAAUGCAAAUACUGUCAACCUACUCACCAUCAGCAACAGACGUUGUGGCGACUUUCUCGGAGAAGACACUAUCGAGAAGAGCAUGAUCUGCGCUGGCGCCAAGAACAUCGGAGCUGGCGGCAUGGGUCCUUGCACGCUCGACUUCGGCGGUCCAUUGAUGGUCAGAACAUGGUACGACCGUGACCGGUUCACGUUGAUCGGUAUCGCCACCAACCGCACCGGAUGUGGCCAGCCUGGGGUGCCGGCGGUCUUCACCCGAGUCUACUCGUUCCUGGACUGGCUCCUGGACAACAUGGAGGAUGCCACUUACUGCUGAAGACUUAGUGAUAAGAGCGCCCGUAUGAAGGAUUUCAUUUGCCGUAUUUUGGUCUUAGUGCACACUGCAGAGUUAUAGCCGGCAUAAAUGGACACCGCUUUUGUUGUUGUUGUUGUUGUUUGCAGUAUUGCCAGUCUUGAAAGCGAUAGUCUGUUCAAUAUACACACAGUGGUCACUGGUCAUAGGCC
Amphibalanus amphitrite is the source of this 951-nucleotide messenger RNA. RefSeq names its product venom peptide isomerase heavy chain-like. Gene Ontology annotation, biological process: proteolysis. NCBI's taxonomy places the organism in Eukaryota, Metazoa, Arthropoda, Thecostraca, Balanomorpha, Balanidae. The transcript is spliced from 5 exons. The record is from RefSeq and is a predicted model, not a curated record. Gene Ontology annotation, molecular function: serine-type endopeptidase activity. The coding region runs from base 35 to 763 and encodes 242 amino acids.